Molecule: messenger RNA, 2241 nt
Organism: Chara braunii
Lineage: Eukaryota; Viridiplantae; Streptophyta; Charophyceae; Charales; Characeae
Source: the annotation of a GenBank genome assembly
GGCGGUUUGGGGGUUUUGGGGGGGGUAUGGGGGUGUUGGUGGUGCUAUUAGGGGUUCUGGACCCCAAAAAAAAAAUUCUUUUUUUUUUUUCUUUUUUCUUUUGCGGGGUGCUGUCGACCCCCGACAGGUAGGUGCCGACCAGUCAAGGGCCACCAACCGUCGGGGGGUGCAACCCUGCUUGAAACCAUGCUUAGAAGCAUGCUCUUUAGAACCAUGCUGAGAACCAUGCUGAGAACCAUGGACUUUGCGGCUUCCAAGAUUCUUUUCUGGAAUCGAUGGCAUUAUGUAACUGGGACAUAUGAUGGAAGAUUCAUAAGGGUGUAUGUUGAUGGCGUUGAAGGACGGAAGACAGCUCUGCAAGAUGCGCAGCUGGACCAUGAUGGAUACUUGUCAAUUGGAGGGGCAGAGUUUGAUCCAUUCGCUGGAGUGAUUGAUGAGUUGAGGUUAUGGAACAAGGCUUGUACUGAAGAGGAGGUGCGGCAACAUAUGGUGAGGCCUCUUGAAGGGGGUGAAGAAGGACUUGUUGGCUAUUGGAAGUUUGACGAAGGUGGUGGGCAUACAGCAUACGACUUCACCUCAUUUAGGAACCAUGCUGUGCUCGGAUAUGGUCGCCGGAGACCUCGCUGGAAUGCCUCUUCGGCCCCGGUUUUAGUUCAUUGUGCAGUUUCUGAGGGGAAGCCUUCAGAAAUAAGGCUAGGUGGAAUUGCAGAAGCUGGAGUGGAGCCAGUCCCUUUUGUUGUUAGUACUCCAACAAUCGGGAAGCUAUACAGAGUUCUAGAAGGAUUGGGGGCAAAGGUUGCAAUCACACGGUCUCAGAUCCCACUGUACAUUCCUUCCUUUACAGUCCUGUUUGCUCCGCCAAAUCGUGCGAGUAUGAUGAAGGGGGAGCAAGCAUGUGCCAUCUUUGAAUUCAAGGUACAUGAUGGGUCACGACCGUCAUCGUUCUCAUCUCAAGUGAUGAUCGACUGUGUUGCAAAUGCCAGCCAAUGUGCCUCUCCCGCAUCUCCACCAAUGGGGCCAUCAUCUUGCUGGGGUCUCAGAACAAAGGAAAAGAGUCCCGCCGCCAUAUUGAAAGAAAGAAAGGAAAAGAAGGAGGCCAAGAAACAGGCCCUGUUGGAAGCGCAUGCGGCGAAGAAGAAGAAGCUUGAAGAGGAGAUGGAGAAGUUGAAGAAAGAAGAGGAGGAGAAGCUCAAAGAAGUAGAAGAAGAAGAGGAAGAAGAGGAGAUACCCCUAGUGAGGACGGUGAGGAGAAAGGAAAGAGGGGAAUCAAGUGGGGUCAGUGAAGAUGAGAAGAAACUAGAAAAUAUGGUGUCGGAGUGGGUGGCUAACUUAUCCUUGGGGGAAGAUGAAGAAGCGUUGAUGUACAUUCCCCAGGACAAGAGGGAUGUUGUUAUGGCAGAGAUAAAGGUCCUGACUGACCCGUUAGAGCAGCAGGCCGUGGAAGAGGAGAAGAUACUGGAGUGGAAAUUGCGACUGAGGAGGCAGAGAAGGAGGCGCAUAUCACCGGCCACCGACUUAGAGAAGGAAUUGGUUGCCGCAGCAGAACAACAUACUAAUGCGCUGACACAAGGGGACUUGCAAAGCAAGGUGGAUGCGAUCGCAAAAAGCAUAGAUGUCUUGUGGAAGCUGAGAGAAGCUAACUUCAAGAUCAAUGCGAAGAAGUGUGAGUGGGCCAAGACACAUGUUUUAUACAUGGGCCAUGUUCUAGAUGGAGAUGGCAUAAAGCUUGAGGAUAGUAAGAUAGUUGCGAUUAGAGAUUGGCCGACUCCCUGCACACUGACAGAGUUGCGGUCAUUCUUAGGAUUGGCCAAUUACUAUAGAAAGUUCGUCAGGAACUUCUCCACCAUCGCUGCUUCCCUCCGCAGGUUGCUGAAGAAAGAGGCAAUCCGGAAAUGGGAUAAAGACUGUACGUCGGCCCUAAAGAAGUUAAAGCGGGCGUUAAUAGAGUAUCCUGUCCUUAAGGUAGCCGAUCCAUCAUUGCCAUUCGUCGUCACCACUGAUGCAAGUCAAUAUGGCAUAGGUGAUGUUCUACAACAAGACGAUGGUAAUGGAUACAGACCCGUAGAGUUCAUGUCUGCUAGAAUGCCUUCAGAAAAGGUAGCGACAUCCACCUACCAAAGGGAACUCUACGCUCUCAGGCAAGCAUUAGAACAUUGGAGGCACUUCUUGCUUGGGAGGCACUUCAAGUGUAUUCAUACCACGAGACGCGAAGGUGGCUGAAAACAAAGGCCAAGAGGACAG